UCCUCUGUGUGUUUCCCCGCUUUGGGUUGUUGUUGUUGUUGUUGUUGCUAGCUAGCUAGCUAGCUUGUGUUGUGGCUAGUUAGCCGGCGGGAGGCUAGCGAGGCUAGCAAGGCUGCCGUCACAACAUACGGACGCAGUGACCGGCUGUUUGUUUACCGUCAGAUUAAAGCUGCGGGAUCAAUAUCCGCUUCACGCCCUCGACCAGCGAACCAACGAACACAGUCACAACACAAAGAUCAACGAGGCUAACGGGUGAAGGGUGAUAAUAUGGGCUGUGUACGUCUGCUGGCACUGACGCUGGCCACAUCUGUGCUGCUGCUGCUGUUGGCCUCCCACUCGAGCUCCGCCCACAGCCACUCGCAUGGCGACCACGGACACGGCCACCAUCACCACGGCCACCAUCACCACGGCCACCAUCACCACGGCCACUCGCACGGAGAAGAUGACGACCACCACGGGCAAGACGACGGCGCCCAGGUGAAGAUGUUCCAUGGCGCGAGCAAGUGGAGCGCCGAGGCCAACCUCCACGAGCCCGGAGAGGAGCAUCACGGACACGACCACGGGCACGCACACGACCACGGACAUGGACACGCACACGACCACGGACAUGGACACGCACACGACCACGGACAUGGACACGCUCAUCACGAGGAUGUUGUUCACGUGCACAAGGAGGAGAAGAGGGACACGGUGGAGCUGUGGAUGCAGGCCAUCGGCGCCACCCUGCUGAUCAGCGCUGCCCCGUUCCUCAUCCUGUUCCUGAUCCCGGUGCAGUCCAACAGCGACCAGCACCAGAACCUGCUCAAGGUGCUGCUCAGCUUCGCCUCUGGCGGACUGCUGGGCGAUGCCUUCCUGCACCUCAUUCCCCACGCUCUGGAGCCUCACUCGCAUCACGGAGAAGAAGAAGAAGAUCACGGACACUCGCAUGCGAGCGAAGAGUCACGUGAGCAUGGUCACUCCCAUGGAGCCGCACACGGCCACAUGAUGUCGGUGGGGUUGUGGGUCCUCGGCGGCCUCAUCGCCUUCCUCGUCGUGGAGAAGUUUGUGCGCCUCCUGAAGGGAGGCCACGGACACUCCCAUGCACACUCACACUCUGCUCCCAAGGAGAAGGACAGCGAUGGAGAGGAGGAGCAGGAAGUGAAGGAUGAGAAGAAGAAGAAGAAGAAAGAGGAAAAGGAGCCAAAGAAAGAGGAGGAGAAGACGAGCACAGACAUCAAGGUGUCGGGUUACCUGAACCUGGCGGCGGACUUCACGCACAACUUCACCGACGGCCUGGCGAUCGGCGCCUCGUUCCUGGUGAGCCCGGCGGUGGGCGCGGUCACCACCGUCACCAUCCUGCUGCACGAGGUCCCGCACGAGAUCGGAGACUUCGCCAUCCUGGUGCAGUCGGGCUGCACCAAGAAGAAGGCCAUGUGUCUACAGCUGCUGACGGCCCUGGGCGCCCUGGCCGGCACCGCCUGCUCCCUGCUGGCCGAGGGCGUGGGCGCGGCGGCGACUGCCUGGAUCCUGCCUUUCACCGCCGGCGGCUUCGUCUACAUCGCCACGGUGACGGUGCUGCCGGAGCUGCUGGCGGGGCGCUCCAGCUUCGGCCAGUCGCUGCUGGAGAUCCUGGCGCUGCUGUUUGGCGUCGGCAUGAUGGUGCUGAUCGCCGAGUACGAGUGAGCGGCGCUGCGGCCAGAGAGACGACGGGAGGGGAACAGGUCAAAGGUUAAAGGUUAAUACAAAAAAAAGUAGAAUUCAAGUGGAUUAUUUUUGUCGAGGGUUUUUUCUUUUUUUUCUUUUUUUUAAUCGUUGUGCUCCGUUUAGGGACAAACG
Messenger RNA from Scophthalmus maximus (turbot), 1815 nucleotides. It is a transcript of the gene slc39a7, whose product is annotated as solute carrier family 39 member 7. Gene Ontology annotation, cellular component: membrane. Lineage: Eukaryota; Metazoa; Chordata; Actinopteri; Pleuronectiformes; Scophthalmidae. Bases 268 to 1662 code for a protein of 464 amino acids. Gene Ontology annotation, molecular function: zinc ion transmembrane transporter activity. Gene Ontology annotation, biological process: intracellular zinc ion homeostasis; zinc ion transmembrane transport. The record is from RefSeq and is a predicted model, not a curated record. The transcript is spliced from 8 exons.